Molecule: messenger RNA, 1683 nt
Organism: Sorex fumeus (smoky shrew)
Lineage: Eukaryota; Metazoa; Chordata; Mammalia; Eulipotyphla; Soricidae
Gene: TRIM11
Product: tripartite motif containing 11
Exons: 6
Coding region: 46-1449 (467 amino acids)
Molecular function (GO): protein binding; zinc ion binding
Source: RefSeq, a predicted model, not a curated record
GCCCCGCGGCCGCUUCCGCCGCGCCGCGCCCGCGCCCCCCGCGCCAUGGCCGCCCCCGACCUGUCCACCAACCUCCAGGAGGAGGCCACCUGCGCCAUCUGCCUGGACUACUUCACCGACCCGGUGAUGACCGACUGCGGCCACAACUUCUGCCGCGAGUGCCUGCGGCGCUGCUGGGGCCGGCCCGAGGGCCCCUACGCCUGCCCCGAGUGCCGCGCGCCCUCGGCCCAGCGCUCGCUGCGGCCCAACCGCCCGCUGGCCAAGAUGGCCGAGCUGGCCCGGCGCCUGCGGCCGCCCUCGCCCGUGCCCCAGGGCGCCUGCCCCGCGCACCGCGAGCCGCUGGCCGCCUUCUGCGCCGACGAGCUGCGCCUGCUGUGCGGCGCGUGCGAGCGCGCGGGCGGCCACCGCGGCCACCGCGUGCGGCCGCUGCAGGAGGCGGCCGACGAGCUGCAGGGGACGCUGCAAAAGUCUCUGGAGCACCUACGGAAGCAGAUGGAGGACGCGCUGCUGUUCCAGGCCCAGGCCGAGGAGACCCUGACCCUAUGGCAGAUGAUCGAGAGCCAGCGGCAGAACGUGGUGGGGGAGUUUGAGCGGCUGCGCCACCUGCUGGCCGAGGAGGAGCGGCGGCUGCUGCGGGCCCUGGAGGAGGAGGAGCUGGAGGCGCUGCCCCCCCUGCGGGAGAGCGCGGCCCGCCUGGGCCAGCAGAGCGCGCAGCUGGCGCAGCUCGUGGCGGAGCUCGAGGGGCGCUGCCGGCUGCCCGCCCUGGGCCUGCUGCAGGACGUGAGGGACACGCUGUGCAGGGUCCAGGAUCUCAAGCUGCAGCCGCCUGAGGUGGUGCCCAUGGAGAUGCGGACCGUGUGCCGGGUCCCGGGGCUGCUCGAGGUCCUGCGCCGCUUCCGAGGGGACGUAACCCUGGACGCGGACACGGCCAACCCCGAGCUGGUGCUGUCGGAGGACGGGAGGAGCGUGCGGCGGGGGGAGCUGCGCCAGGCCCUGCCCGACAGCCCCGCGCGCUUCGACCCCGGGCCCUGCGUGCUGGGCCGCGAGCAGCUGAGCGCCGGCCGCCACUACUGGGAGGUGGAGGUGGGGGACCGGGCCAGCUGGGCGCUGGGCGUCUGCAGGGAGGAUGCCGACCGCAAGGAGCGGGGCGAGCUGUUUGCUGGCAACGGCUUCUGGGUCCUGGCCUUCCUGGGCGGCUGCUCCGGCUCCACCGAACGCGCCUUCUCGCCGCUCAGGGACCCGCCGCGGCGCGUGGGUGUCUUCCUGGACUACGAGGCGGGACACUUGUCGUUCUACAGCGUGACCGACGGGUCGCUCCUGUACGCCUUCCCUGAGACGUCCUUCUCGGAGGUGCUGCGGCCCCUCUUCUCCCCGCUGUCCAGCAGCCCGACCCCCAUGACCAUCUGCAGGCCCAAGUGUGGGCCCGGGGACGCUCUGGCCCCCCAGUGACGGGGGCUGCCCAGGACCCUCGGGUGCCCCGGGCCCUCCUCCCCGAGCCGCUCCCACAGGCCCGCCAGCCCGCCCGGGCCUGGGGCGCUGCCGCGAUGCCCAGCGUCUAGAGGUGCGGGGUCCUCGGGCGCCCGGGGUCAUAGGGAGGGCGCGGCGAACACGUGCGGGUUAAGGGGACCAGAGUUGGACGCGGCGUGCGGGGGCACCCGGGCACAGCCCCCGCCCAGGAUCCGG